Grosmannia clavigera kw1407 is the source of this 456-nucleotide messenger RNA. RefSeq names its product nucleoside diphosphate kinase. Gene Ontology annotation, biological process: UTP biosynthetic process; GTP biosynthetic process; CTP biosynthetic process. Bases 1 to 456 code for a protein of 151 amino acids. The record is from RefSeq and is a predicted model, not a curated record. The transcript is spliced from 6 exons. Gene Ontology annotation, molecular function: nucleoside diphosphate kinase activity. Lineage: Eukaryota; Fungi; Ascomycota; Sordariomycetes; Ophiostomatales; Ophiostomataceae.
AUGGCUACCGAGCAGACCUUCAUUGCUAUCAAGCCCGAUGGCGUCCAGCGUGGCCUCGUUGGCCCCAUCAUCAGCCGCUUCGAGCAGCGCGGCUACAAGCUGGUGGCCCUGAAGCUUGUCUCCCCCAGUCAGGAGCACCUCGAGACUCACUACUCUGACCUCAAGGACAAGGCUUUCUUCCCUGGUCUGAUCAAGUACAUGGGCAGCGGCCCCAUCGUCGCCAUGGUCUGGGAGGGCACUGAUGCCGUCAAGACCGGCCGCACUCUUCUCGGUGCCACCAACCCCCUGAACUCGCUUCCCGGCACCAUCCGUGGCGACUUCGCCAUCACCACUGGCCGCAACGUCUGCCACGGCUCCGACAGCGUCGAGAACGCCAAGAAGGAGAUUGCUCUGUGGUUCAAGCCUGAGGACCUGAACACCUACAAGUCUGCUCAGUACGACUGGGUCUACGAGUAA